Molecule: messenger RNA, 969 nt
Organism: Syzygium oleosum
Lineage: Eukaryota; Viridiplantae; Streptophyta; Magnoliopsida; Myrtales; Myrtaceae
Exons: 1
Coding region: 117-545 (142 amino acids)
Source: RefSeq, a predicted model, not a curated record
UCCCUUCCCUCUCCCUCUCCCUCCUUCUCUCUAUAUAAAUGUCAAACUGAAAAGUCUUAAAUGCAUCGCCACUGCACGCAUUGUGGACCUGUUGCUAGUUAAACUAAUCUAAAGAAAUGUCCACAGAGAGAGAGAGAGAAAGAGAGAGAGAGGGAGGUGUGAUGGCUGGGUUGCAGAGAUCUGAAGUCUCGUUCAGGAGGCAGGGCUCUUCAGGGCUGGUGUGGGACGACCGGUUCUUGUCCGGCGAGCUCCGGCGACGGGACGAGCUCGACCAGGAUCAGGAGAGGGCCGCGCCCGGGGACGACCCGGGUAACGUCAAGCCGUCGUCGACCCCGGCGAGGGGGGCCGCCGCUCCUCCUUCCAUCGAGACGCUGAGCCGGAGCCGAUCCAGCAACGCCGCGGGGGGGCGGGGGUACCGGACCGGGAAGGUGUCCCCGGCGAUCGAGCCGCCGUCGCCGAAGGUGUCUGCAUGUGGGUUUUGCGGCGCCUUCGGGAAGCAAGCCAAGAACCGCAAAACCAAGCCUGGGAAGCGCAGAUCGAGAUAGGAUCGGGUUCCAUGGGUAGCGCCCGGUUGUCUGCUGGUGACUGGUCAGGGUGUAUCUGCUUCAGGAGGUGAAACUGAAAUUUUCUUCUCUCUUUUUAUUUUUAUUUUUUUGGGUAUAAAUAUAGGAUUUUAGUGAUAUAUGAGAUAAGAUUUAGAUGAUAAUUAGCGUGGUCUAUGUCUCAAUAAACUGAGAUUUGUGGGAGUUUUGGGAACAAAGAAGUGGGAAAGUUUGGUACUUUGGUUCUUUUUUCUGCUUCUGUCCACCCUUUCUUCUUUCUUAUGGGAGCUCAAUAUGCUGUUUCUUCCUUUUUGGGUUGGAUUUAGAUUCCAGAGAAGCUCUGUUCUUUCGUAUGAUGGCCUUUGUUUAUGUGAUCAUGUGUAUAUCUGUCUGGAAUUUUACGUGAAAUUUCAAUCUUUGUACAAAA